Molecule: messenger RNA, 1551 nt
Organism: Phragmites australis (common reed)
Lineage: Eukaryota; Viridiplantae; Streptophyta; Magnoliopsida; Poales; Poaceae
Product: chaperone protein dnaJ 11, chloroplastic-like
Exons: 1
Coding region: 567-959 (130 amino acids)
Source: RefSeq, a predicted model, not a curated record
AUAUCUGAAUAGGAGGUGCAGGACAUAGUAAUGGAGCAUCAGCAAAACGGGUCACGGGGAAAAUCCGGUGCCAGAACAAGAAAACAAAAUCACCACAAGCCCAGUGGGAAAACAAAAUCACUCAACAUAGCCGUGGCUUUCAGCCGCAAGUUUUAGUGGCCGAUGAGCUCCAAAUUCAGAUAACCGCAACCGUUUGUAAAUACUUCCAACAGGGAUGAAGAGUAUACAUGAUCCGUCACAACCGUCGGCGUAGUUGACAAACCGCAAUGAUGCUGCUAAUUGCGAAAGCAACCGCAGCGAGAAGCGGAGAAGGAAGACACACUGGUGGCCUGGCUGAGUCAGCACGGACUCGAUCACAUCCUCCUCUGAUAGAUCCUUCGUCCUCCAAAGGAUAAGCACAAGAACUCGACGCGCAAGUGCCACCACAAGCUCCUCACCGGCAAUGCCCUAUAAAUUAACGAACCAGCUCGCGGCUCGACAUCGUGCUCUCGACAGCAACGACGACGCGCUCCCAAACUCUUCAAAGAAAUCAGGAAUCGCACGGGAGGCAGUGCAACUGUGAAAGAAUGGCUUCGUUUGCAUCGGCGUCUGCCGCUGCCGCUGCUCUUCCGCCCUGCGCCGCUGGGACUCGUCGUGGCAGCCGGUGCGUGGCCCGUGCGUCCGCGGUGGCGGUGGCGCCGGCGGGAACGGCGAGGACGCACUACGAGGUGCUCGGGGUGGGGGCCGGAGCCAGCAGGGGGGAGAUCAAGGCCGCGUACCGGCGCCUGGCGAGGGAGGUGCACCCGGACGCCGCCGGAUGCGGCGACGAGAGCUUCAUCCAGCUGCACGCUGCGUACGCCACGCUCGCCGAUCCCGACGAGCGCGCGCGAUACGACCGCGCCGUGGCCCGGCCCGCGGCGUUCAGGCGGGCGCCUUCUGCGUUUCAGCCGCGGAGGUGGGAGACGGACCAGUGCUGGUAGGGUAGCCGCUGGCCCAUUGCGCCGCGUCCUCCGCUGCCUCCUGCUCAGGCGCGACCGGCGAUGCAGUCGCCGGAGCCUGGUCGCUGACUGAACGACCCCUCGGGCAACUGCGCACCAUCCGAUCCAGUUUAGACGGCCCACAUUGAGGAGUAGCCCACCUAUAAAUCUUAUCUAUCCAUCUGGGAUCUAAUGGCUCACGGUACUAAUCUCAACACCAUAUAGCGGUUUGGCAAGUUGACUUGCAUCUCAUUUAACCAUGGAGGAGCUUCACAUCUUUCAUUGAGAAAAGUACUGUAGCACCAUAAAGAAUUGAAGUCGCCAUGAGCCAGAGGAUCCCAAUUCUCUAUCAAGUGGAUCGCGGUUAUUCUCCGCGACCCACCUGAACUUGGGUAGCGACCAGCGGCGACGACGGCCAUGGUGGAUGCCUGCCUCUCUUGUCUGUGUCUUCAGUUCUGCUCCAUAGUUACAGUUUUCUCUUCCUUUUUGAUCCGUGCACCAGAGAGGCAUUUUAAACAUCUCUUGUGUAUUUGACCACCUUGUAAAUAUAAACAUUCUCGAUUGUAAAUGAUCAAGGAACCAACCACUCUUUUCA